GUGAAACUAAACAAACAGAAAAGAACAAUAAGAUAACAAUUCGAUCGACUGUUGGCUAGACUUGCGCAUUUUAAACAUACCACACAAAACGGAUUUGCCAUUAACCUCUCGCACAUCACGGUAUCACAACAUUUCCGCGGAACCAUAAAACUUAAGUGAUCGAGAACGUGAUACUCGUUAAUUAUUUCCCAAAAGUGUAUUAUGUUUUUAUUACAUUGCGAAAAGGACGAUUCAUUGCUCAUAUGCAACGAAUCGGAUGUGAUUUGUGAAAAUAACGUUGGAAAAGGAGACACAGUGCAGUUUGUAUAUAAUGAAAAGAUAUAUCUUGGUACAGUAAUUGAGCACUCUGAAAAUGAGAAGGAAUUGGAAACACAUCUUACAAAACUGCGUUCUGAAAAACAAAAGCAAACAGGACAAUCUCAGUCUAUUGUAGAAGGAAGACGACAUUCAAUUCAAAAUAAAAAAUACAAAGAUUGUAUCUUGCCAUCCGAUAAGAGGAAGAAAAAAAUUACAAAAAAAAUGCACCCAAAGAAAAAGAUAAAAAAAUCUAAACACGAAAUCCAUACAAAACAAACUCAACUGCACCAAAUAAUGAAUAAUGUGGAUUUACUUGAAUGUUCAUCAAUCUCGUUCAGUGAUUCAGAGACACUCUCUCCCCAAAAGCAAGAGGACAAGAUACAAGCAGUACAAAACACGAGUCAAUCUACACUACUUGAACAUGUAAAGCCACAUGAACAUUACAUAGAUUCAGAGAACAAUAAUGUGUUUUCUAAAACAUGUAACGAUACUUCAUCGGUAAAGAAUGAAUUGUCACUUGAAGACGCUAUAAGGACAAUUUCAACACUCAAGGCAAAAAUAUGUGAACUUGAGCGUAAACAACCAGAUGUUGGUUCAUCAAGUUCAAAUAAUGUUAUAAUUACUCCUGCAAAUGUGUUUCAUAAAAGAUCAAGUACAGUAUCUGAUAAGGAAAAUAUAAAUAGGAAUCUUUCGCCGUAUAAAGUGCCAUUACAUUUUGCAUAUGUAGAUGCUGUUCCAUCCACGAGUAAAUAUGAACAUGUGAGUAGUCCAAGACUAUCGUCAAAGCCAAUGAAAGAAUUACAUUUAGAAAAAGGAAGUAUGUAUCAUGGGAAGAAUUAUUGUGUUUCGCAACAUUUAGCAUCACGUAAUAAAAUAAUUUCACUUCCCUGUAGUUCUCAUGAAAGUGCUACUUCUUCAACACUAUCUAGGACAAGCUCAAGUGUAUCUUUAAAGUCGGACCUGUUUUCGAAAACUAAUACGCCGUGUCAAACAUCACCUUCUGCAACAGAUGAUAUGUUGAGCUCUGAUGACAAUAGCAUAAGUAGUAAUACUGAUCGAUGCGAUUCACCCAUAAAUCAAGAAACAAAUAAUGAAACAAAUGUUCGUAAUAAUGAGGAAAAAGAAAACCUGCAAGAGAAAAUUAUAUAUGAGGCGCGACAAGAACAUCAAUUAUAUGGAAAGGAUUGGCCUGAUGAAACGAUGAUUUUGCUCCGUGAUGGAAUAUUCUGUCGUCAGUCGGUACUUUUGGCAGCUCUUGGACAUGCUUGUAAAGCGUCACAUAUCGUAAGACGUCUUGUACAAGGAGUGUUCAAAAUUGAGACUAUUAUGAAUGCAACAGUUACAGGACAGGCACCUCGCGCCACUGCCCGGGAUAAGUCUAUGCAAACUGUUCCAUUAGAUGGCAAGGCCAAAAUGGCCAUAAUAAAUGAGCAUUUUUACUAAUAGUUAUAUUUCGUAGGAUAAAUUUAUAGACAAGUAUCAAUUAUUAAAAAAUGUCACUACUUUCAGAAUAUUCUCAACGUGUAGCAGAAGUCAGACGUUGGGACAAACAAUCCACAAGGAUGCUUCUUCAUGUUAUGACACAGCGUUUAGUUGAAUUAAAGAAAGAAUAUAAAAAGUAAUAAAAGUUUGUAAUACCAAAGUUAAAGUAACUGUUCUUUCAAAAUAAUUCUUGGAUAUUACAUUUACUUUUCUAUUCUUCUUAAUAGCUAGUAAUACAUACACAAAAAUGGUAUACUGAUAUACCAUAUUACUUUAAUUUUAAUAUGAAAACAUUAUAUUACAAUAUAAUACUUUUUUUCCUUUUUAAUUGUUUAGAAAGUACAGUCACUUUAAUUUUUAUAUAAAAACAUUAUUAUAUUAUAAUUUCUUUUGAAAGUACAGUUACUUUAAUUUUAAUAUAAAAACAUAAUACUUUUUUUCUUCUUUGUUUUGAUUUACUGUUUCAAAAAAAUUUUUUUAAAUAUUUUAAUGCAUGUGCAAUUUUAUAGAUAAGACAUACUACAGUAUUGUAUAGUAGAAUAAACUGUAAUUAUUUAAAAUAUAUUGUAAUUAAAAUAUUAAAGUACAUUGUACGAAAUUCA
Molecule: messenger RNA, 2381 nt
Organism: Monomorium pharaonis (pharaoh ant)
Lineage: Eukaryota; Metazoa; Arthropoda; Insecta; Hymenoptera; Formicidae
Exons: 11
Coding region: 202-1740 (512 amino acids)
Source: RefSeq, a predicted model, not a curated record